Molecule: messenger RNA, 1476 nt
Organism: Camponotus floridanus (Florida carpenter ant)
Lineage: Eukaryota; Metazoa; Arthropoda; Insecta; Hymenoptera; Formicidae
Gene: kra
Product: protein krasavietz
Exons: 7
Coding region: 211-1473 (420 amino acids)
Cellular component (GO): membrane; cytoplasm
Molecular function (GO): protein binding
Source: RefSeq, a predicted model, not a curated record
GACGUAGGCUAUCUUGGAUCAUCGGGUCCCGUCGAAAAUUCGCCAGCUGCUUUCCCGUCUACAGUUCGCCGACCGUUGGCUUCUCCUCUAUCCGAUCCUCUUCGGUUACGCUGACCUCAAGAGUUCUCUUUAAAACGUCCCACGUCGGUCACACCAGGUUCGCGGUAGAAGUUGUUCUACGGUUUAUACGUGAUUCUAAAAAGGUAUUGUAUGAGUCAAAAAAUAGAAAAACCGAUAUUAUCAGGUCAACGCAUAAAGACCAGAAAAAGAGAUGAAAGAGAAAAAUAUGAUCCAACUGGGUUUCGGGAUGCGGUGUUACUUGGCUUGGAAAAAGCUGGUAACGACUUAGAAGCAAUUUCUAAAUAUCUGGACGCGGCUGGUUCCAAGUUAGACUAUCGUCGAUAUGGGGAAGCACUGUUUGAUAUCAUGAUAGCUGGAGGCCUUUUAGUUCCUGGUGGUUCUAUUGCUCUAGAUGGUGACAAACCGGUCAAGACCAGUGCAUGUGUUUUCGAGCAAUCAGAGGACAUGGAAUCCAUGCGAAAUUUCGAACAGGUCUUUAUCAAGCUCAUGCGACGUUAUAAAUAUUUGGAAAAAAUGUUUGAAGAGGAGAUGAAGAAAGUAUUGGUCUUUAUGAAAGGAUUUUCACCUAAAGAAAGGAUUAAGCUAGCUAGAAUGACAGCACUAUGGAUCUCAAAUGGUUCUGUGCCACCCACAGUUCUCUCGGUUCUGAUCAAUGAGCAUCUUGUUAAAGACAACCUGGCAUUAGAUUUUCUAUUGGAAGUCUUUGUUACUUGGAAACAGGAGAAGGGUUUAUCUAGUUUAAUGACAGCUCUGAAAAAAGGAGGCAUUGAGGGAAAGUUGAUGGAAUUUGUACCACCAAAUAAACGAACAGAAGAGCAUUUCCGAUCUGUAUUUGAAGCAGUAGGACUGGCAGAUAUUGUGAAAUUACACAAGGCUCAAGCCAGUCAGGAAGCCAAACGAGAUUUGCAACAACUUCUUUUGGAUGACUUAGCAGAGAAUAGGCCAAUGAAAGAUAUAACAUUAGAUCUCAAAGAAAUGGCACAAAGAAGUUGCAUUCCCGAACACGAAGUGAUUGGAUUGAUUUGGGUUGUUGUAAUGGGCCAAGCUGAAUGGAACAAAAAAGAAGAAUUAGUUGCUGAACAAGCACUGAAACAUCUAAAAACUUAUACUCCAUUAUUCGGUGCUUUUACCACCACUGCCAGAUCUGAACUCGCACUUAUUCUCAAGGUCCAGGAGUUCUGUUAUGAGAAUAUGAACUUUAUGAAAGUCUUCCAGAAGAUUGUUUUACUCUUUUAUAAAACCAAUGUUGUAUCAGAAGAUGUAAUAUUAAAAUGGUAUAAAGAGGGUCAUUCGGUUAAAGGAAAAAUGCUCUUUUUAGACCAAAUGAAAAAAUUUGUUGAGUGGCUACAGAGUGCUGAAGAGGAAUCGGGAUCAGGAGAAGAAGAAGAUUAAAAA